CCGUGUUGUCAGAUAGCACUCGUAUCCUACCCUUGCCAAGUGUCAAGCACCCGGCAUUCCGAACCUCCGCCGAGAUAAAUGCUUAGAUAUUUGGUAGCCUUGUGGAUUAUAGCCUGAUUUGGAAAAGCCCCAGCAUAUCUAUCUUGAGAUCCGCCUGGCCGCUGCGUGAUCCAACGAUAGGCGCGGUGAAAACCGAUGUAUCCACUCGGACGGAAAUGGGUUGACAACCGGCCCUACAUUUUUCUUCAGUGCUGUCUUGGCUUGGCAUUACUUGGUGCUCCUAGUGAAGAAAAAAAAAAAGGGUGAUGGGGCAUUUCGUUAGGCAAUGAAUAGCUAGACGUGGCCGUACUUAUCUAUGCCUUGGUCCUGCCUUUUGUUGUUCUGUGUUAUAAUUUUCAUUGAUAGCCCUAGUAUAAUAGCUUGUCCUCAAGAACCCUUUGAUCUUUGCCUCUCAUUACUUUCGUUGUCCUGUCCUGUUCAUAUAUCCAUCGCAAGUCUUACCAGUUAGGAUACUACGCAUCCCUUCCUACUAUAGUAUACAGUAUCUUUGAAAGCUCUACUGAUGCACCAUGCAAGAGCCCAAAGUCAUCAGCUCUGCUAGUUCAGGGGUCACAAAGACAGUCCAGCAUCAUGUGGACUUCGACGGCCCCAAUGACCCCCUGAACCCACUCAACUGGCCGAAAAAGAAGAAGGUGUAUAUCUGUGCCAUUCUGGGUAUCAGUACCAUGAUAGUCGCUUUUGCCAGUAGCAUAUUCGCCCCAGCCAUACCAGUCGUGAUGCUUCUCUAUGGUGUCAGCAAGGAAGUAGCCACCUUGGGCGUUUCCUUGUAUGUCUUUGGGUUUGCCGCUGGUCCUUUGGUCUUCGGUCCAUUUUCAGAGCUCAAGGGACGAUAUAUCCCUCUCGUUUUGUCCAUGCUCGGUUUCACAAUAUUCUCCUUCGCUACUGCCGUCUCCAAAGAUGUUCAGUCCUUGUUCAUUCUUCGGUUUUUCACAGGAUUCUUUGGGUCUGGGCCCCUUACACUAGCCGGUCCAGCAUUUGCCGAUAUGUUCUCGCCCCAGCAACGUGGUGUCCCCAUCGUGAUGUUCUGUCUGAUGGUAUUCAUCGGCCCCCUGGCUGGUCCAUUCACAGGGGGCUUCAUCAUCAUGAAUCAUUCUCUAGGCUGGCGCUGGACAGCAUAUAUCCCAGGAAUUCUAGGAGCAGCCGCUCUCGUCGUCAUGACUCUUUUCCUCGAAGAGACAUUCCAGCCCGUCAUCCUGACCCGGAAAGCUGAACAUCUGCGUCGGAAAACAGGGGACUGGUCUCUCCACUCCGAGCAAGAGGAAAUCCAUCUCGACCUUCGUUCCCUCAUCCGAGACAACUUGAGUUUGCCCCUAAAAAUGCUGGUCAAGGAACCGAUUGUCCUGUGCAUGUGCAUCUUCGGCGCCUUCGUCUACGGUCUGCUUUACCUCUUCCUCACUGCCUACCCGUACGUCUUCCAGAUCAAGCGUGGGAUGAAUCCAGGAGUUGGUGGGCUGCCGUACAUCGGUGUUAUUAUUGGAACGCUCUUUGGCGCUGCUGCCACCGCUGCCACCCAGCCUUGGGUGCUGCGGAAGUUGAAGCAGAACAAUGGUGAGAUGAUGCCCGAAUGGCGUCUUCCCGUUGCUAUUCCCGGUGCGGUCCUCUUCACUGGUGGACUCUUCUGGUUAGGAUGGUCCGGGUAUAAGGGCAGCAUUCACUGGAUUGUACCGACUGCAUCCGGAUUGUUCACUGGUUUUGGGUUGCUCACGAUGUUUCUGCCUUCAUUGGCUUAUCUCGUGGAAGCCAGUGGCGACAAGUCAGCAUCAGCCAUUGCAGCACACACAUUCCUGCGAUCAGCAGCUGGAGGCGCAUUCCCCCUUUUCGCAACCCAAAUGUUCGAUGGACUUGGAGUAGAGUGGGCAUGUACCCUGCUUGGCUGUGUCGGCGCACUUCUCAUCCCUAUUCCCCUCCUCCUGUACAUCUUCGGCGCUCGUAUCCGGGCCAGAAGCGGACUUUCAGCAUAGUUCGGCUUCAGUUCCUGGUCUGCACUGGCAUACAGUGUGGGUAAAAGAAAAUAUGUAAUAGUCCCUCCAUUCUGCGUGAUCUUUUGUUUUGGGAUACCUUUUUCGUUUGGGUCUGUGGCGUGGACUUUGUUUCGGUUUGCCUAAUAUUUUAAUUGAGUCGUCUGUUGGCUUUUGUCUUGCUAUAGAUGGUAAUGAUAUGAAUGAUGAAUGAUGUAUUUGACUGGAGUACUCAGUGUAGCAAUAUGCUUUAUUUGGGAGGUAGGUAAUAGUAUAGAAUUAUCGAUGGAAAUCAUUCCCAGAG
Messenger RNA from Aspergillus caelatus, 2322 nucleotides. RefSeq names its product MFS transporter. Gene Ontology annotation, molecular function: transmembrane transporter activity. The transcript is spliced from 5 exons. The coding region runs from base 570 to 2021 and encodes 483 amino acids. The record is from RefSeq and is a predicted model, not a curated record. Gene Ontology annotation, biological process: transmembrane transport. Lineage: Eukaryota; Fungi; Ascomycota; Eurotiomycetes; Eurotiales; Aspergillaceae.